GUCCUUCGUCCCUUCACUACUAAUCUUUAAUAAUCUUAAACACCAAUCGCGCGCAUUCAUUCUCAGCAACCUAUCUGUUACUUGCUAGGAUGCCGUCCUACAUUAUCGCAACUCCAUUCGGCCUUGGGCUCCCAUAUCCUGCUUUAUUUGUUGUUCCUGACAAACAUGCUACAAAGCGAAGACCGUCUCGUUACUUCUGGGAGAAAGUUGUCGCUCCACCCCAGCCAGCUCCUCCUGCCCCACUCGAAGGCGAAAACAAUACCUCGGCUUCACCAAAUCAAUGGCUCGAGGACGAUUCUCCAGGAUUGAGUGAAAGCGAAGAUGAAGAGUCGAGACUUCCACCGCCACGUGUGCUUCCUUCCAAGAAGAAAAGCUUUGCUAGGAUUCGCGAGAUCGCGUUUCGAGCAUUCAUACCAAAAGCAGGCAGCAAGAAAUCCAGCACAGUGAUCGCUACCGAAGUGGUCUCACAUCAUCAAACAAAUGACCAUCAUAGUGCAGACGAGAAGGGUAGCUCAAUAUUUACCAGUUGGCGUAUCAAAUCGAGGGGUGCCAAUACUCGGAUCAAGAAGCUUACUGCGAAAGUCAAACGCCGCAUCAACAGUCGUAGUCCUCCAGACCAAAUACCUAAGACUUGGGAAGAGUACCACAAGCUCUAUGCUAAGGAACAAAUCGAUAUUAAUGACCCACCGCCACCCCCAACCGAACCAAACAAAGAUGCACCAACACCCUGGGAAAUCAAGUGCUAUGCCCCACCUCUCGCUGACGACGAGCCAAUCCGACAGCUAGUCCUCAAUCGUCUCGGCAUGUUUGGGAAGGGGUUCGAUUCAUCGGAUGAGGCAGCCGCACGGUCUCACCAACGAGACAUGGCAGCAGAAGCACUUGAAGCAUCAGGUCAAGUACCCGAAACUCUUUCAGAGGCAUGGGAGCGAAGUUCUACAACGUCUUCGGAUAUGAGUCAGGAAGCCACUCGCGCAAUGAUGAAUACAUUGAGAGCAAGUAAAAUCCCACCGGAGACACUCGAACAUCAUCCUGUCUUCAGGAAGAUUGUCAGACAAUGUCGUGAAACGUUUGGUGCUUCUAUCAGUUUGCUCAGUGUCAUGACUGAACAUAGCCAGAUCUUUCUGGCCGAGUCUGGUCUUCCUUCUAUGAGAGAGGCUCCUCGUGAAGCCACCAUUUGUGUACCACUCCUGGCGCCCAAUCUUGAUGGGUCACCAGAGUCAGACGAGGCAGCUUGUCCGAUAGGUACCUUAUGCAUUGUCGACGAUAAGCCACGUGAAGAAUUUGGCAUCGAGGAACGCAAGAAGCUUGUUUACAUGGCAGAAUAUGCCCGGCGUGAGAUCGAGAAAUGGUUUCAGAGCAAACUAGCUGUUAAGGUGGAAGGACUUGAAGAAACACAUAAGACCUUUGUGGAAGACAUUCAAAAAGUUGAAGCCUUGGAAGAGGAUUCUGAAGCACUACCAUGGGAAAACGAUAGUGAAGUGAUUAAUCAUCCAUACCCGCAACCUAACCAGGGACAAGGGAAUUUGAGCAUCCGCAGAUCACCUUCUCAAGCCAAUUCAUUAUCCAAAUCUUUAACCAAAUCCAAAAGCUCUUUGAUUUCGAAACGCCCCAGCUUGUUUGAUGAUCCGACGUCAAUGAUUAGGCCGAGGAUGCAAAAGGUCUUCGAUCUAGCGACUAAGCUCAUCGGCGACUCGAUCAAUUUCUCCUUGGUAUACCUCCUCGCUGUUUCUCCACACGGUGAUUCGAAGGACAUGGGUCGAACAAUGGUCAUCUCUGGCUACAAUUUACCAGCUCGGAGUCCCGAUUAUGAUGCCGGCUUACAUUUACGAGUACUUCGCACACCUGAAGGUGGAUUAUUAUAUCAAAAUCCUAGCGCUCAAGAAGGUCAAGAAGCCGGUCUUACAGCAGGACAUGGGUCAAAUCCUUAUGCAUCAGCUAUUCUUGUUCGAGUUGGCCCUGAGACUAACGCUGGCGGUUUCGUGAUCGGCGGUUUUACCAUCGACCCCAAGCGAGUCUUUGGAGGUGAAGAUGUCGCGUAUAUGAAACGAUUUGCUGGUGAAUUAACUCGUUACACUAGCAAAUUGAGACUUUAGCUUCAUCUGAUGAUCUUGCUAUUCAUACACGAUCAUGGUUGUCAUCACCUAAUUAUCAUCGAUAUUUCUGUCCGCAUCAAUCAUCUUUGUGAAAUACCGAUCCCUGCUAUCUUUUUCCUCUUCUGAAGAUGUAAUACUGAACGUCCACUCACAUCCCAUUAAUUUUUACUGAAAAGCUUGCUGACUUUUGGUCCUCUAAGGAUAUAAAUGCGACUAUACUUUUAUCAAUCGCGCGUACCCGGAAUAUUCAUUAAUUUCUCAUCUCUAUUUCUCUGUAUUUGACUCGAAUAAUCUCUACUAUCUCUUGCGUCUUUCUUUUCAUAUCAAGUACCUUUUUUCAGUUCGUCUAAUGCUAAUUUUGUCAUAGGUAUUGCACUAUUCUUUAGGUCUGCGGAGUGUAAUAAAUUGUUUUUAAUGAGUU
This is a messenger RNA of Melampsora larici-populina 98AG31, 2514 nucleotides long. RefSeq lists its product as uncharacterized. The transcript is spliced from 4 exons. Lineage: Eukaryota; Fungi; Basidiomycota; Pucciniomycetes; Pucciniales; Melampsoraceae. Bases 90 to 2093 code for a protein of 667 amino acids. The record is from RefSeq and is a predicted model, not a curated record.